AAAAGGCAGGUAAAAUAAAAAUAAAUGAAAUAAGGAAAUAAAAAGAGAGCAAGAAAGAAAGAAAGAUGUUUUGUUUUUAGAGUAAAGAAGAAAAGAUGGACAUCCCUAAGCAUCAUUUGAUUGUCUGUUUCUAUUUGUUGUUGGUACUUUUCACACAGCCCCUUACCACUCUCCCUCUCUUUCUCUCCCUCUCUCCCUUUCCCUCUCUCUCUUUUGCGCUGCUUCUCUCUCUGCCUCUUCAUGCCCUCUUUCACACAUAGAUACACAUCCAGUGCUGGGUCAGAGGCUUCCUAAUUUCAGCUGAAAUGAGGGAAUGAGGGAGGGCAAGCAGGAGGGAAGAUAAAACGGGGAGUGGAAAAGAGAGAGAGAGAGAGAGAGAGAGAGAAAGAGAGAGAGAGGGAAAGGGAGAGAGGGAGAGAAAGUGCGCAAGACAGAGGAUGCAGAUCGAUAUCUCUUGCUGCUUCAGCAUGUAAAGGAGUGAGCGAAUCAAAACAAACCAGGAGAGGAAAAACGAGGAGGAGAAGAGGGGGAACAGAGGACAGAGUCUGUCUCUUUGAGCAUGGAUGCUGCUUCUCUCACUCCCUAUGACCAGAGCACACAUGAGACAAGACUGCUCUUCUGCUCUAAUCAUGUGAGAUUCCUGGUUCACUCGUUCUCUAGAAUGGAUCCUCAGAUCCACGGCAUGAGGAAGAGGAUGCUUCUCUCCAUGCUCAACGCAGAUGUACACCCAUGGCCGAAUGGCAUGACUUCUGCUCUGGAGUCCUGCUGAGCUUGCCGUGGUGAUGGGAAGACGGGCAGCUGAUCUGGCCACUCCAGUGCCAGUGUCUGAAAUGCCAGCUUUGGUGGGAGUUCGCGAUUGGAGGACAGCCAACGGAGAGGCAGGGCUUACCUGUGCUCACCAGUGUAACGUUGGGGUACAAACAUCGCCAGCCAUACGGACCUGCCAAGAGAGCCAUCUUGUCAUCCAAUCAGAUAAGAGGACAACCAUUCCACCCAACGGGCACAUCCCUGUUGAAGUGGAGGGCAGAAAAGCACAAAAAAGGAGUGCUUUCUUUAAACACCGGAGCCUUGAGAAUAAGGUAAAGAAGGGUGUGACAUUCCAAGGUGUGGAUGACGAUGAUAAUGAUGUUGACGCUUGUAGAGGCAAUAAAGCUGAAAUGCACUCUGACGCUCAGACAAUCCAUACCAACACACAUCGGGCCAAUGGCCAUGUUAAAGGAAAGAAGGAAUUCCGCUUCACCAACGGCAGCGUGGUCGACUCAGAGGUGAUGGGCGGGAUCAGCAGUGACAUCAGUGAAGGGGAGUCGUCGACUCCACGGCUCAAAACUACAGUACACUCUGGGAAGAGGAAGGUUCCUCCAUGUUCACCUCCUCACAGAUUCCCAUUGAGGAUUUGCAGCAAAUGUGGAGGGAGGCAGAACCCAGUAGCCACAGUUCUCUUCACCACCACAAAGGAUGCCACUUCGCCCUGCUCUGCUGGCUCGGAGAGACUCAGAUCUAGUCCUGCAGCUCCUCUGGUCUCAGGAAAAGAAACAGGAGCCUCACUUUCUCCUCCAAACACUGAGACUGAGAAAUACGGAGUUACGCAAAUGAACAGAGGACCUGCGGUGACAUGGCCUCCUCCUAACCUAAAUAGCAACCAGCUAUUAUCAUCCACGCAGGAGGGAGAAGCGUUAAAACUCUCCAAACAUCAAUCAAGCUGGAGAUACAAUGGCCUUGGCCUUCCACACAUACAUAGUGACACUCCAGUUAGUCACACGUCAUCUGCAGAUACGCACACAGUUGCAGGGAGUGCAAUUCAGGAGACAGGCAUGCACACACAAUCAGACCUCUGCUCUCAUAAGCCGGCAUCACUGUCACACACACUCACGCUCCAAGAACCAAGACCCUCCAUUCUCACACCAUACUCACAACAAUAUUCCAGCCUUAAAACAGUCUCCCAAUCCAUCACCCUGAAAGACACAGACUCCACACCAAAGAAAAAAUCACACACACAGAGCAAUAUCCUGACUCACACCUCACACGCUGCUAUGUCAAACCAUACUAACAUCCAUCCAAAGUCUUCAGCAUCUGUCCAUUCACCUAUAAUCACUAACGAUCAAAGCUUAGGACAGAGCGCCAAACCUUUCAGCACUUCACACCCUAGCAGAGACACCCAAGUCUCAAAUGGAUUAGAGAUUGUACAAAACACACACUCGAGGCCUUCAAACUGCUUGCAUGCAAAUCCAAGCACUAAACCUCAAAGCACAUCGCAAAUCCAUUCCAGCACUCAUCCUAAACUCACAUCCACCACAGACUGUGCCAAACAUCAACCUGCGCAAACACACUCUCUGACCACUGACAUGUCCUCACCCUUAUCGCUGUGCACAACCUUGUACUCCAAACCUUCCAUACCACUUCCAUUUACAGAUGUCAAACCACAUAGCAUAUUAAAGAACCAACAAUCGAACCCUUCACAAACCUCAAACAUAAAUGUCCAUACCAGCACCUCACUUAACCCAUGUCCUGUCACAACAGUGAGUCUUUUAACCCAGUCCAACACAGUUACAAUCACUCAAGCAUUUAUGGAAAUGCAUUCGUACGGCAUGGAUGACCCUAAAACAGACACACAGAGUCGAUCUCUUGUACAGUUAGAGGCUCAUGUUAAGUCUGUGCCAGAAAAACUGGCAGACAAAAAAAAACUUUGCAAAUCAUCAUCAACAACUUUGGGCUCUGCUAAUCCUCCUUAUAAGGUAGCAACAAAGACAGUGACAGCUACAAAAACAGGUUGUGAAUUUGUCACAGACGUAGAUAGUGGGAGCCACGUGCAAGCUAACUGUGAACUCCUUGCAACUUCAAAAUCACAAACCGUACACCAGCAAUCCACACCUCAGCAUCCUGCCAGUCCUGCAGCCUCCAUAACACCUAAUGAACCUAACACCAUGGGUUCACUCUCAAGCCAACCUCCAAGACCGUUCCACCCACACCCACUGCAUCCAGCAAUUAAAUUAUUAAUCGAGGUCACUGGAAACAAAAGGACAAAUAUAGAUUCAAAGCCAAAUCCAUUUCUACUUUCUUCUUCUAUGCCUUCAGACCAGAUCCUGAACUCUCAACUACAUCAAGAGCUAGAGACUGCAUCACAGACAAGCAUUGUUUUACCUGUUAGUGGACCUGUCUCAAAUGGCGGCUAUGCCCUCACACACUACCACCCUCCCUCUUUGGUUCUGCUGUCACGCAGUUCCCCCGAGAGCAACAGGGGUCAGGACCUUCAGAAGAGGCUAGAGAGAGUGGAGGCAAAUCUGCAGGCCAAACAGGAGCGAGUCACAACACUACUCAACAUCAUCCAAGACCUGGAGAUGAGCCAUGCACUCAGUAAAGGACGCCGUUGUUUCAGAACCGGCCAGGAUUUAAGCGAUUGCUCCACCUGCCAGGAGACAGCAUGCAUCAUUUACAGUGUGGAGUAUGACUUCCGGCAGCAGGAGCGACGAUUCAGGGAUGUCUUAGAGCCUCUGGACUCCCCAGUGAGAGAGAUCUGGGAGGGGGUUAACAUGGACAUGCUCUCCUUUUUCACCUUGCUAAAACAGAACCAGGCACCAUCUCAGACCAGCAAUCACACUGAGCCAGGAAUCAGGAGUAAAGUCAAGAAAAAGAAACUCUGCAGGAAGAUUUUGAGCUGGCUACCUCGAAAGGUCCAAAGGAAGUAAAUCAGUCCUGCCAUGGUUCCUCGUCUUUAUUUUUACAUUUGAAUAAACAGACUCCAUUUUGCUAUAAGACGGAUUAAUAGCAGCAUCAUAAUCUAUCCACUUGAAUGAGUCUGGUAGAUCCAGAAAAACGGACAGACCAUGAGAUUUGGGAACAGGAACUGCUGAAGUAAAACUGCACGACUUGACAAGAUCUUCCAUGCCAAAUCAGUUAACAGCAUACCUUCCCAUCCUGAUCCUUUACAUCCUUCAAGUAGUGACAUCAUGUAGGGAACAUGGCACUUCUAAAGACCAUUCAUGCUCGUUUAUUAACUUAAGAAGUAGAUGGAUAUUAAUAUAAGAGUUUCUUUUUGCGAUUGGUUUUGGGGUGGACUGGGAUCAGCUAUGGAGAUACUGCCUAGUGACCCUGUUGUUUUAACCAUUUGCAUCUUACGUCAGAACUUCAGAACAAUAAACCAGAGAUACAAAAGACUCAAAAAUACACCCUUGUUAUUUUUGGGUCUUGUUUUGCCAAGUGCUAGCAUCAUGCAAGUAUGCACUUAGAAGCAACACACCCUGUGUUAACACCAUUAUAGACAGCGUAGAGCUUCUGUCCAUCCAAAUGCAUGUGCCUUUACACAGGUACACAUGUAGGGCUCAUAUUUAUCUGUGUUUUAUGAAUUCUGAAUUUGCACAUACAAAAAGCUGAAUGGAUAUGACAGAGAUUUAAAAUAAUUUUAAAUAAAUAUUAGGAUUGUAUUCUUGUCUCAGGUGGAAAAGUGGAAUCAGGGGCUUAGUAAAGCCCACUUUCACAGAACUUCACAGUUCUCCAGUAAAUAGCUGUGCUGCCUUAAUAUAAUGGCAUAAAAAAAACUAGUUUUAGCUACCUGUAUUACUAAACUCAACUCGACUUUAGGACUGGCCAGAUAUAUUAGCACACCAGCACAUUCCAAUAGUGCAGGAGAAUUCAACUAUUAUUUAUAGAGAUUACAUAAAUUUCCUUGCUUACACAGAUGCUUGCAUGUCACAUUUUGACUAGUGUCAUGAUCAGAAACUUAGAGUUGCUAACAACUGGCCAGUUUUUUUUUUUAUGUUUAUCAGCUCUGCUACACCCCAAGGUUUUUUUUCCCAAAUUCUCAGUUUGAAAUCUGCCAGGUGAUGACAUGGGCAGAUACAUAAUAAAGCUAUGUACUGGCAUACUGGCAGGUAAAAUGUGUACCACUAAUGCUAAGACAAAGGUAAACAACACACAGUCAAAAAAUAUCCCAUAUUAUCCCACUACUAGCUAAUGGCAUUUAGUUCCUUAGCUAGCAACUGUUACCAAUUCUAAUGUAUUAUCUCUUGAUUGGCAAGACAUUGUCCCAGUAUUACAUUUAGCCUGGACACAUCCAUAAAUGGUAAACAGAUAGCUAAUAAACAUUCUGAUAAACAGCAUAUGUAUCUAUCAAGGGUAAUGAAAAUGUUUUUUAGAAUAAAUAAUGAUAUAGCAAGUUUUUUGUUAGAGUUUCUCCAUGAUGCCGUCUUGUUGAGCCUCUUCUCUAUACUCAAUCCAGACUGAGGUAUUCUCCAGGUGGUUGAGUGAGACUCAGUGCCACGCCCAAUGGCUUCUCAAGGAAACUGCACUGCUCAAAGUCUCAGAAUAAUCUGAAACCUUUUGGGGUUUGUGAAGAGGCUUCAGACUGAAAGAAAAGCUUGCUGGAAGAGUUCAGUGAGGCAUGAUGCUACGCAACCUGAUACGAAUGCAUACACAGAUAUUCUCUCCCUGGGUCUCUCCGGGGCUGAGUGAGGUUUUAUUGCGGAAUGUCUUAACGUGAGAGUUUGGUCAUAAAUUAAAUGUGCAUAAUUACCUACGUACCUCAAAUGUAAUCAUUUUUAAUUGCUGAAACUUGCAUGUUUAGCACAUUUUCUCAGAUUUAAAUCUUUAGCAAAAUUUUGCACCAACAAUUAACUAUAGGCUUGUAAGACAAACUUGUAAGACAUACUUCACACAAUCAAACUCUGUUUGUCAAGGCAUUAGAAAUGACUUUAUACCACAGCACUGUUGAAUUAUUCUGACAGUAGCACAGUUGAUGUGCUCAGUCUAAUACGUUAUUGUUUCUAUAGUAACAGUUCACUCACAAGGACUCGUACAAUGGAUACUCCACAUAAACGGAUUAAAGAAAGUGUGUAAUCAUUCGUAUGGUAAAGUUGUCUGUAAGGAGGCAUUUAUUUACUAUUUAUGGAAGG
Pangasianodon hypophthalmus (striped catfish) is the source of this 5885-nucleotide messenger RNA. RefSeq lists its product as uncharacterized. Gene Ontology annotation, biological process: inhibitory postsynaptic potential. Gene Ontology annotation, cellular component: postsynaptic density. Lineage: Eukaryota; Metazoa; Chordata; Actinopteri; Siluriformes; Pangasiidae. Bases 783 to 3683 code for a protein of 966 amino acids. The record is from RefSeq and is a predicted model, not a curated record. The transcript has 4 exons.